Molecule: messenger RNA, 852 nt
Organism: Fusarium fujikuroi IMI 58289
Lineage: Eukaryota; Fungi; Ascomycota; Sordariomycetes; Hypocreales; Nectriaceae
Exons: 4
Coding region: 1-852 (283 amino acids)
Source: RefSeq, a predicted model, not a curated record
AUGGGUUUCAAAGACGACCAAGGCUACCAGCUGUACACCUUAUUGACUGGUGGUCGCCCUGAUGAAAAGCUACCACCGCUUGACUUCAAGGAUGGAUCUCUCCACCUUGUCCCUGGCGAGGUCUGGUGUCGAUGGCGCGAGGAUAUCAGCGGAAUCAUUUGCAACUCUAGCGAAUACCAUGACGAAGAAUCCCUGCGCCGACACUAUGAAAGAGUCCAUGGUGCAACCCUCACCGCGAAGCAUCCGACUCACGGGAAAAGGAACGAAGCCAUGAUCUCGAGAUGGUACGCAGACGUUGUCAACGGACUUCAGCCCUCCUGGCCCCGUUCUGUUCAGACUGCUCGACUGGCUGUCCAGGACCUACCCAGGGGUUCCUAUUCAAACCAACUGGACUACCAGAGUGCCGUCAGACUCACUCGUCUGUUCAACAAGCAUAGUCCAGACAUGCCGCCAAAAGUCGGCGAAGGUCUACGUGGCUUGCUUGUCAGCGGUGCUUUCCAGCACACGGGCAGAUCUGAUGAAAAGCCUAUCAAGCAUCAGCUCAGCAAGGAGAUGUUUGAUGCCAUCAACAACGAGCCCAAAUGGAUGAACAUCACCUACGAACGGUGGUUCAUCUUGGUCGGCGUGUAUGGUGUGAAGACACUGCGACAGGAGUGUCAAGGCAUUGUCGACGCCGUUCUCACUCGUUGCGGAGAAGAGCUCGAUAGGAGCUUGGCCUACCAGCACGGCCCAGACGACAGCAAACCACACUUCAGUGUUUUGAUCACCCAAAUGUCUGACACGAUCGCGAAGCAACAGAAGGAAAUCGACCACCUCAAAUUGGCCGUGGGAGUGGAACCUGAUGACGAUUGA